UGUCGGCGUCGUUUAUGUUAUUGCUCCAUGGAACUAUCCUCUCAUGACAGCAGUCAACUCGAUCAUCCCCGCUGUUUUGGCCGGUAACUCGGUGCUGCUAAAGCACUCGCCUCGCACUCCUCUAUGCGGAGAGCACUAUCAAAAGACGUUCGAGCAAGCGGGCUUCCCGAAGAACGUGCUCCAGUCGUCAUUUGUUGAGCACGACACGGCUUCAGAGAUCAUCCAGCGCCCGGAGACGGCAUUCGUAUCGUUUACGGGGUCUGUCCGAGGCGGACGACAAGUACAACAAGUAGCAUCCCAACGCUCCAUCGAUGUGACUUUGGAGCUGGGCGGAAAUGACGCUGGAUACGUGACUGCUGAAGCUGACGCUGAAGCCGCAGCAGAGGGCCUUGUGGAUGGUGUUUGCUACAAUGCCGGUCAGUCGUGCUGCGGUGUGGAGCGGAUCUACGUCCACGAGUCCAAGUACGACCAAUUCUUGGAGAAGGCGAAGAGUUUGUUUGAGGCCUACAACUUGGGUGACCCGACGGACGCCAACACUUCGAUGGGUCCGAUGGCACUUCCUACUGCUCCGGAAAUGCUCGAUGCUCAUGUGAAUGACGCAGUGGCGAAGGGUGCUCUACAGCUGACGGGAAGCGGAAUCUCGGACGCAGCUGGAAAAGGCCGCUUCUACUCGCCUACCCUGCUUGCGAACUGUAAUGACUCCAUGGGCAUCAUGACGGAGGAAUCCUUCGGACCGAUUGUCGGUGUUGAACGUGUGUCAUCGGAUGCUGAAGCCAUCAAGAAAAUCAACGACAGCAAGUACGGACUGACAGCGUCGGUAUUCUCAUCAGACCGUGAGCACGCUAUGGCUCUGGGCUCGCAGAUUAGCGCUGGAACGGUGUACAUGAAUCGAUGUGACGUGCUUGACCCCUAUCUCCCGUGGACUGGCAACCGUGACUCCGGCAAGGGCGUCAGCCUCUCAAAGCACGGAUUCCGUGGCGUCACGAAGCUCAAAGCGUGGAACUUCCGUGUUUAGAGUUUACAGAAAACGAAGGUUGCUCUGCAGGUGGAUAGAUGACUGCAGUGGUGAACAAAUUUCAGACAAGAAAUCAAUCGAUUUGGCAUGAUCCCUUUUA
Phytophthora infestans T30-4 is the source of this 1115-nucleotide messenger RNA. RefSeq names its product aldehyde dehydrogenase, putative. Bases 44 to 1015 code for a protein of 323 amino acids. The transcript is spliced from 5 exons. Lineage: Eukaryota; Oomycota; Peronosporomycetes; Peronosporales; Peronosporaceae. Gene Ontology annotation, molecular function: aldehyde dehydrogenase (NAD+) activity. The record is from RefSeq and is a predicted model, not a curated record.